Messenger RNA from Phytophthora infestans T30-4, 1392 nucleotides. RefSeq lists its product as uncharacterized. Lineage: Eukaryota; Oomycota; Peronosporomycetes; Peronosporales; Peronosporaceae. The record is from RefSeq and is a predicted model, not a curated record. The coding region runs from base 1 to 1392 and encodes 463 amino acids. The transcript has 3 exons.
AUGUCGUCCCAGCAACUCGCCGCUUUCUUCUACACCGUUCUCGAGCCUGGGCUCUACCGGUGCAACAUCUGCGAACAGCCACGCAAGCAAGCCCAGCGCCCAGGCUACACAAACCUGAUCUCUCACCUGAACUCGAAGCAUCCCACUCACGGCGAGGAGUAUGCUGAGUUUCAGCGCCGAAACCUGACCUCCCUCGAGAUUUUUGGAUUCGUGGACGAAACGACGACUCACAUUUCAGCAGCUGCGGGGCUGUAUAUUAUGCCGUCUGUGGGUCAAAUCGAGGCCGAAAUGAAGCCAACAGCGUCUCCAAAUGGUGAAACACUAGGCGAAUUAGUAGUAAACCGACCGCCGAUGCAAAACUCGACGCGUAAACGACAGAAAGAAGAGCUCACGUAUCUCCGCAAUAAGGUACAUACACUGGAGCAAGAGCUGGAGACCAGGCGACAAGAACUGAUGACCUCAAAAGGUCACGACAAAGAGAACAACGCUCUGACCGUCCAGAUCAGAGGCCGACGCGGACGCGCCAUGCGCUGGCAACGCAUCGCCAAGCACCAAUUGGUGGAGAAACAACGAGCUGAACUUCAAAAUCUACAGCUAAGAGCGUCACUUGUAUAUCAGCUCAAACUGGCUCGUAGUUUACAGAAACUACUUAAGAAAAACGCAUCUAGGAAGGACGGGGGCACAGAUGCGGCGCAGCUCCAGACGCGACUAGAGUUUAGUAAUUACUGCACUGGCACUAGUGAGGACUCACUUGUAUGCAGAAGUGGACACAGUCUGUGCCAGACACCCAGUCAUGAGGAAGGCUCCGGUGUCUCUAGCCUUCAUGUGGGCGAGACGGAGGCCUUGUACUUGGAAGCCACAAAUUCCAAGGUAGUCCCCUUCAGGAUGGAAGAGACAUGCUCAGCCGUGUGGCGGUGUUUAUCAAAGGACCACUUAAAACUGGCUGAUGGGACGUAUCAUGGGGUGGCUACCUCGCCCGAUACUAUCCGCGCAAAAGCUGUCACGGCGCUGCGAGUGGAUAAAACUGCAGCACACUUGCAGAUGCGCUUCGCCAUCAAGAAAUACGUGGAGCCACAGCGUGUGGUGAUUACUCUUCAGUGUGCUUCAGAGAGUGAAGGUCCUCGCGAUCUGCUUCAUGGACUUAAGAUGAUGCAACGCGCGUGGGUUGUUAUCCGACCAGUGCUCUUUGAAGAUGGCGAUGAUGAGACGAUUAUUCAACUGUGUAUGCGUCUUACUCCGUCGUUGUCAGCCCGUGUCCUUGAUACGCCAGGUCAACGAACUGGAGCCAUCACGGAGCUGCUUCUUGCGGCAGUUCAUCGGAAUCUAGGGUGGCUGUUUCAAACAGUUGAGAAUAUCUUGAUGGAGCACAAUUUUGGAAAUACGCUACUUUGA